Messenger RNA from Drosophila willistoni, 906 nucleotides. RefSeq lists its product as uncharacterized. The transcript is spliced from 3 exons. NCBI's taxonomy places the organism in Eukaryota, Metazoa, Arthropoda, Insecta, Diptera, Drosophilidae. The record is from RefSeq and is a predicted model, not a curated record. The coding region runs from base 1 to 906 and encodes 301 amino acids.
AUGUUGCAGGACAAGCGAAUACUAUGCAUUUUCAUCCUAGUACAAAUUUUGAUAAUUGCUCGCGGCGAACCUUAUGAGGGAUUGGAUGGCAAUGGCAAUGGCAAUCGGAAUGCCGAGGAACAAGUGGACAGUGGAUUGGAUAAUUAUAGUUUGGUGGACAAUAUUCAUUUGCCCAGUUCUGGGGAGUCAAAACAAAUGAAGAUUAUGAAAUAUCCCAGCGACUAUGCAGACUAUGAUUAUUAUCUAAAUGCACGACGAGGUUUAAUUGAUAUGGAUCUGAAUGCGGCUGUUGGUGGUAAUGGUGGUAAAAUGUCCUAUGGUGAAACAACAUCGAUAAAUCGUCCAACCGCUGAGGUCAGAUCUUUGCCAUGGUAUGGCCAAGCAAAUAAACCGACUGGCAGUUUGCCCUUAUAUCCAUCCAGAUCUUAUGAUCCGUAUAUAAGACGUUAUGAUAGGUUCGAUGAACAAUACCAUCAUCGCUCUUAUCCGCAAUAUUUCGAAGAUAUGUAUAUGCAUCGGCAGCGUUUCGAUCCCUAUGAUAGCUAUAGCCCCCGUGUGCCUCAAUAUCCUGAUCCCUAUGUCAUGUAUCCCGAUCGUUAUUUGGAUACGCCCACAGCAAGGGACUAUAUCAAGUCGAGACGUGCCUAUAUCGAUGAUGUGCCCGCCGUGGACUCUUUCAACAUCAAUGCCAAAUAUAAUCCACACAAAUUGCCAGAUCUAACAUUGCCCAUACGCAAUGAGCGUGUCGUCUAUUAUGCUCAUCUACCGGAAAUUGUUCGUACUCCGUAUGAUGGGUCUCGCUCGGAGGAUCGUAAUUCAGCUUCAUAUAAACCGAAUAAAAAGAAAAUUAAAAACAUUUUCCGCCCAUUGGCGAAUAAUUCAACAAAUUACAAAAUGUCAUUGUAG